AUAGUGUGAGUUCCAAAUUAGUGUAAAAUAUUUACUUCCGGUUUAUCCACUGUGAAACAUGUUGCGAAGUGCAGCUUACAGAAAACAUCCACGAAAAUUACAACGGGCGUCCGGACGUGAUGGCGGGCCGCAAGGGCGAGUACAAAAACUCCAAGAAAUGGUUACCAAGCUCAUACGAUAUGAAAGAAUUGAAUCAACUCUACCAAAAUGUGAUGAAGCCAGAGGUUAUACCGAACAGCUUAUCAACCUAGCCGUUGAGAAGGGUGAUCAAGACAAACAUGCCAUGGAGAUGGCUGACUACUGGCUCACGGAGAAGGAUUUGAUACACAAGCUGUUUAAGGUGUUAGCCCCUCGGUACAGUCAUAUGAAAAACUUUAGAUAUACUCAGAUGUACCGACUCCCAAUCAAGUACCCAGGAACAGAUAACACCAGCCCAGCUGUACUGGAGCUCAAAGGUAAUCCUUGGCCACCUGUGGUCCCCAAUCAAAAUGAGAAGAAAUUUCUCCUAACUAAUAUCUUACUUAAGGAACUCUUCAAAGAAAAGCAGGCAAGGGGAGAAGUGAAUCCUCGUCAAAACCUUGAUAGGAUCAUUUUUCCUGAUGAUUAUGAGAAUGAGGAUAUGACUGCUGGGGACGAUGAAAUUGAUAGCGAUGUAGAGCUUAUUUCAACAAAAUCUGAAGAACAGUUAGCUUCAACAGAAUCCAGUGAAAAUUUAUCGGAGUUUGAUGAGAAAACGACGGAAUCAGAUGAAGAAUUAGCUUCAGUGAAAUCUAGAGAACAAUCUGACAUAAAUGUUGAUAAAAAAGACAAUGCUGAUGAUGACGAAAAAUUUAAAAAGUAAGAAAAUUCUUCUUAACAUUUGUGUAUGCUCUAUGUGUAAUUAUGUAUUGCAAUUAAAUAAAUUCAUGUUUAUUG
Molecule: messenger RNA, 915 nt
Organism: Ylistrum balloti
Lineage: Eukaryota; Metazoa; Mollusca; Bivalvia; Pectinida; Pectinidae
Product: large ribosomal subunit protein bL17m-like
Exons: 4
Coding region: 59-841 (260 amino acids)
Biological process (GO): translation
Cellular component (GO): mitochondrial large ribosomal subunit; ribosome
Molecular function (GO): structural constituent of ribosome
Source: RefSeq, a predicted model, not a curated record